AUGUCGGGGUUGGCUGCUCUCGAUGCCAAAACGUCCAGCCGCCUGGGCAUUAUCACAAUUGCCUACUACCUGUGGACUACCUUUGUGGCAGUGAUUGUGGGGAUAAUCAUGGUAUCCAUCAUCCAUCCAGGGGGUGCAGCGCAAAAGGAGAACACAGAACACAACGGGAAGCCCGUCAUGAGCUCAGCGGACGCUCUGCUGGACCUGAUCCGGAACAUGUUUCCUUCAAACCUUGUGGAGGCAACUUUCAAGCAGUAUCGAACCAAGAAUGUGCCUGUGGUAAAAAGUGGGAAGACAACCUCUUCGGACAGUAUAACGCACAGAAUCCUCAUCUAUGGAAUCCAGGAUGAGAAUGGAUCACAUAUACAGAACUUUGCUCUGGAUAUCACCCCCUCCCCUGAUGUGGUCUACAAGUCAGAGCCCGGAACCAGCGAGGGAAUGAAUGUACUGGGCAUUGUCAUAUUUUCAGCCACUAUGGGUAUAAUGCUGGGCCGCAUGGGGACAAGCGGAGUUCCUCUUGUCAGCUUCUGUCAGUGCUUAAAUGAAUCUGUUAUGAAGAUUGUAGCUGUUUCUGUUUGGUACUUUCCAUUUGGGAUUGUCUUCCUUAUCGCAGGCAAGAUCCUGGAGAUGGAUGACCCUACAGCAAUUGGGAAGAAGCUUGGAUUUUAUGCCAUCACUGUGGUGUGUGGCCUUGUGGUACAUGGUCUCUUCAUCCUCCCUAUCAUGUACUUGUUUAUCACCAAGAAGAACCCAAUUGUCUUUAUUCGAGGAGUGCUGCAGGCACUGCUUAUAGCAUUAGCCACAUCCUCCAGUUCUGCCACUCUGCCAAUCACAUUCAAGUGUCUGCUAGAGAACAAUCACAUAGACAGACGGAUUGCCAGAUUUGUGCUGCCUGUGGGUGCCACCAUCAAUAUGGAUGGGACAGCCCUGUAUGAAGCAGUGGCAGCUAUCUUCAUAGCACAAGUCAACAACUAUGAGCUGGAUUUUGGACAGAUCAUUACGAUCAGUAUCACAGCUACAGCAGCCAGUAUAGGAGCAGCAGGGAUACCCCAAGCUGGACUGGUGACCAUGGUCAUUGUGCUCACCUCUGUUGGCCUCCCCACUGAUGACAUCACUUUAAUCAUCGCAGUUGACUGGGCACUAGACAGAUUCCGGACCAUGAUUAAUGUGCUUGGAGAUGCCUUAGCCGCGGGGAUCAUGGCACAUAUCUGCAGGAAAGACUUUGCUAAACAGAGUGAUGAGGUAAAGGUUCCUCUGAUUUGUGAAACAAAGCCAAUAAGUAUCCACCAGAUCAUGGCGUACCAGCGGAAUGGUUGUGUUAAGAGCCGGAGUGCCCCCCACCUCUCCCACACAGCACCAGAGUUCCAUCAAGUCCAAGUGGACCCCGAACCAGAACUUCCUGAGUCACCCGAGCAGUGCACAGACAAGGAUCACUGUACGAUAGAGAUCAGUGAGCUGGAGACUAAUGUAUAG
This is a messenger RNA of Staurois parvus, 1473 nucleotides long. Lineage: Eukaryota; Metazoa; Chordata; Amphibia; Anura; Ranidae. The record is from the annotation of a GenBank genome assembly.